AUGGAUAGUUUUAAAAUUCUCGUGUUAGGAGACCUGGGAGUAGGAAAAAGCUCCUUUUUAAAAUUAAUAAGUGAAAAUUUUAAUGAUUUAUAUCCUAUAGAUUUCUUUGAUUAUUUUAUACAUUUAGAUGAAAAAGAAGAAGAGGAAGAGGAAAAGAAAAAAAAAGAAGAGAAGAAAAAAAAUGAUUUUGUAUGUGCUAAAGAUUUGGCUAGUAACACAAGUACCAAACAUAAUGUAGAAAAUGUAGUAGAAAAUAUAUUUUUCCAGGCAAAAAAAAACUUUUUACAAUUUAUUGAAAAUAAAAUGAAUACUAACAAUUUUAUUUUUGAAGAGAGACAUAAAUAUACAUAUGGAUUUGAAAUAUAUACUUUGUUAUGGUCGAGAAAUAAUGAGUACAAUAAUAAAUUUAAAAAAAAUAAUCCUUUAAAUAUAAUAAAAAAUAUGGAAAAAAAAUCUAUAAAAGAAAUAUAUUACAAAAACGAAGAUAGUAAUAAUAAUAUGUGUUAUGAUAAUAAUAAUAAUAAUAAUAAUGAUAUGUGUUAUAAUAAUCAUAUAUCUAUUAACAAUGAUCAUGCAGAUCUUAAUCUUUCAUCACACUCCAAUGAUAUAAAUAAUUUUUAUAUGAUAGAAUUCUUAGAAAUAGGAGGAAUACAAACGUACUCAUAUAUUCGUAAUAUAUUUUAUGAAAAGGUUGAUGGUAUAUUACUAGUUUAUGAUUCAUCUAAUAAUAAAUCUUAUCAUAAUUUAGCUAAAUGGUUGUAUGAGUUAUAUAUAAAUACAAAACCACCUUCAGAUGUUUUUUGUGGAGAAAUAAAAAAAAAAAAUUUUCUAUGGAACUUUUUUCACACACAAAAGAAAAACAAAAACAAAAACAAAGAAAAUCAAAAUAAAGAUCACAAAAAAAAUUAUGAACAAGAUCAAGAUGAGGAACAUUUAGAAUAUGAUAAAAAUAUUUAUAAUAAAUAUAAUUAUAGUAAAGAAAUGAAUAAUACAUUUUGUCAUAAAAAUUCAUACAAAAGGAAAAAUAAAAAUACUUACAAUGAUAAUUAUGAUAAUUAUAAUAAUGAUGAUGAAGAAGAUUUUUUCUCUGAUGACAAUUCAGAUAUAGAAAAAGGUUCUUAUAAAUAUAAUGAAGACAUAUUAAACGGUCAAAUACCAAUAGCAUGUGUUGCCACAAAAAUUGAUAAAAAAAAUGCAAAAGAAAAACCAGCUUAUGUAAAAACUCCUAGAACUUCCUAUCUUUAUAAUUUUUUUUUUCCUGAUCUUAUAAAUAAUGAUGCUGUAUAUGAUAGUUCAAAUAAUAUAAAAAUUAAAAAACAUAUUCUGAAAAAACUAGAACAACAUAUUACUCAAGCUAUAGAAAUUAAGGCUAGUUCUAUCGAUUGUGUGGUUGACAUUGAAAAUUUUGUUACCUUUCUUAAAAAUGUUUAUAAUAAAAAAUUUAACAUUCAAAUGUGUUAA
Messenger RNA from Plasmodium adleri (nom. inval.), 1461 nucleotides. Its product is annotated as ras GTPAse, putative. The transcript has a single exon. Gene Ontology annotation, molecular function: GTP binding; GTPase activity. Gene Ontology annotation, cellular component: Golgi apparatus. Bases 1 to 1461 code for a protein of 486 amino acids. NCBI's taxonomy places the organism in Eukaryota, Apicomplexa, Aconoidasida, Haemosporida, Plasmodiidae. The record is from RefSeq and is a predicted model, not a curated record.